AUGGCCCAGGCUGAGGGAACUCCGCCGACAUUCGUCGUCGGACAACAUGAAUCCGAUCGGAAAUUCCGUAUCAAUAAUGAAAUAUCUCAAUUGGCUCAUGAUAAUGGGUAUGAUAUGCUUACAACACCAAUAACGACACCGCAUUUUCAAUCGCGUGUCCUUUCACUACUGUCAAGCCAUCUUUCCACAGUUCAUCAGCCAGUCCAGGACGUGACUGGCACAUAUUUCACCUCGCGUAAUUCUGCACCUCUCAAAAUACCCUCAUUUACGACAGCAGACACGAAUCUGCGACCAGAAGGAACCAACAGUUAUGUGGUUGCCGUGUCAAGUCGAUGGAUAGACAUGUGUUCGCCAGACCCACUUAUUGCUGAUAUAUCUCGCCAAGUUCUCUUGUUGGAACUUGCUUAUGCUGCAUUUUGUGGCAUCCAUCAUGCUAUCAUUCCUGGUCCAAAACUACACCAUGGAAGCUCACAUGGGGAUGGGCUGAUUUACUAUGCUCGAGCAAUUCAAGAGGUUUUAACAACCGCACCAUUUAUUCGCAUCAAUAUCUGGUUACCUGUCGUUGACAAUCCCGAGUUGGAAGCAGACCAAAUGGGAGAUAUAUCUCCGUUUGCUAGGCCCGAAUAUUUGGGCAACACAAUGCCUGAAGUAUCCCCAAAGUUAGAUUUGUUUGGAACCUGGAAUGCGUGGAAUAUAAUUAGGAGAGUUUGUAAAUAUCAUACAAGAUUAACAGUAGCCUUAUCGUUACCUCGACAGCUUCCUCCAUCCACUGUGCAGACAAGGUGGUUGUCAGAGCCUGUUCGUAUACUUACAUUGACAAGCACUUCGUUCGUGAAAAACCCUAAAAAUUACCCUGUUCUUAGCAAAGCACAUCAGUCAUACAUAUUUCGUGCAAUGCGAGGCAUCCCUCCAUGGAUCUUUCUCUGCGACGUUGGGCCGAUACCUGGACUGGAGAAGGUAGAAGGCUAUUCUCCGACACCUGCUGAGGCAGCACAGGCUCCAAAGAAAAAGGACGACCUGGUGCCGCAUCUGUCAUAUAUACGAAACCUAGAGAGGAAACAGCCACAGUGGAGUCGUGUGGAAAGCUUCACUCUGGGAUAUCAAGAUUACUUGCAGGCACCACUGCAACCUCUCACGGUUAACCUUGAAAGCGUGACAUACGAGGUUUUCGAAACGGAUCCAGUCAAGUAUGAAUGGUAUGAGCGGGCUAUUGCGAAAGCUCUAAAGGACUGGGCACUUGAAAAGAAACCGACAUCCAGUCAGGAUGGCCGGGUGGUAUUAGCUGUAGUCGGUGCUGGGCGUGGGCCUUUGGUCUCUAGGGCCAUUCGAGCAAGUGUUGAAGCUGGAGUUGACAUUGAGUUGUGGGCUUUAGAGAAGAACCAAAAUGCAUUUGUCCACCUCCAGAGGCAAAACGAAGCUGUCUGGGCCGGAAGUGUGACACUGGUGCAUUCUGAUAUGAGAAGCUGGAAAGGACCAGUUCGAGAAAUCCAGGCUGAAGAAUUGAUGCUCAAGAAGAAUUCUAACAUACUUUCAGAUCCAGCGGCCGAAACCAAGCCUUCGAAAGUUCACUACCCCAUCGACAUCAUCAUAUCUGAGCUUCUGGGUUCGUUUGGUGACAAUGAACUAUCACCAGAAUGCCUUGAUGGUGUCGAUCAUCUUUUAAACCCCGUUCAUGGAAUCUCAAUUCCUACUUCAUAUUCAUCGCAUAUUACACCCAUCUCAGCACCUCGUCUUUAUGCGGAUACUCAGAAUCAGACCAAAUCGAACCCGGCUGCUCCGGAAACCCCUUAUGUUGUCAUGUUACAUGCAUUCGACUACCUUUCAACUACUGCGCCAGCGGUUUCCCAUCUUAGUAGCGUGGCUUCUAGCGCUGCGGCCUCUACUUCAACCUCAACUCCUUCUGCAACUCCACCACCCAUGAAAGAGGCAGAUACCCCGAUUAUUCAGGCAGCCUGGACUUUUUCGCACCCGAAUCCGAACAUACCAGAGGAUUCGAGGUUAUCAGCUAGACCUUCAAACUCUCAUAACACUCGCCAGACUCGACUAACUUUCCCCUGCACUGAGGGCGGCACAUGCCAUGGUUUGGCAGGAUAUUUCGAAACUGUGUUAUAUCGGGAUGUUGAAUUGUCGACCAAUCCUCUCACUAUGGAUGCUAAAAGCAAGGAUAUGAUAAGCUGGUUCCCCAUAUACUUCCCCUUGAAGAGCCCUUUGUAUAUACCUGAAAACUCGGACAUUGUCCUGACCAUGUUUAGACAGACAGACGACCGGAAAGUCUGGUAUGAGUGGUUUGUGGAAGAAAGGCUAUUUCUUUUGGCAUAUCGGGAAGACGCGCUAAUUUUGCACAAUGUUGAGUUAAUUUUUUGGGACGAAAACAUGAAAAGAAUUGCCGGGUUUGGUUUCCUGGAGGAAAUGAGCAAAAAGAAUUACAAGAAUCUGUAA
Trichophyton verrucosum HKI 0517 is the source of this 2439-nucleotide messenger RNA. RefSeq lists its product as uncharacterized. The record is from RefSeq and is a predicted model, not a curated record. Lineage: Eukaryota; Fungi; Ascomycota; Eurotiomycetes; Onygenales; Arthrodermataceae. The coding region runs from base 1 to 2439 and encodes 812 amino acids. Gene Ontology annotation, biological process: regulation of DNA-templated transcription; peptidyl-arginine N-methylation. The transcript has 6 exons. Gene Ontology annotation, cellular component: nucleus; cytosol.